Molecule: messenger RNA, 1217 nt
Organism: Fimicolochytrium jonesii
Lineage: Eukaryota; Fungi; Chytridiomycota; Chytridiomycetes; Spizellomycetales; Powellomycetaceae
Exons: 1
Coding region: 83-910 (275 amino acids)
Source: RefSeq, a predicted model, not a curated record
GCCGUUCGGGAUAACAAACCUCGCGAAGCACCACACGAGGGAAGCGUUCCAUCAGUGGAGAAUUGAAGUUGUGGGCCGAAAUAUGGAAUCAGAAUGGAUUUGCUUCGCAGGUCCGUGUGAUGCUCUUUAUGACGGAAUGGGGAGCCUUGAGACCAGUGCUGGACUUGUGGUCGCAGUGGACUUGGUAUCCCGAUACCGGGCAAGCCUUGGGUGGAGGCUGGCGUCAUGGCUGUCACUAGGGACACGCAUUGGGUUGCUUUACGCAGAUCGUUCGACGGACGAGUGCUGGGAGCGUUCGCCUCUAUUUGGCAAGAGGACGCGAGUUUCAGAUGGACGUUGUCUCGGAAAAAGAUGCAAUGGGCAAAUUUCGCCGGUGGGCAAAAUCAGAACCGCAGGAAAAGUAAAUGUACCACCGACUGUUCACCUCCGGCAACGCUACCAUGCGGAAGACAUUGAAUGCAGGGCGCAAGGCAUCUCGAAAUGCCCCACUCGUGUGACCCACGACAGGAUGGAAAUGCAUCGGCCAACAGGAACGAAAGGGGUCAAUAUAUUGCGCUCCAGGUAUUCGCAUUUAGAUGAGGCGAGGCGUCCGAAUAUGUGUAUGCGCUUGCGUUUGGACAGCGACAAUACCGCAUCAGUUAUGAUGGCCAGCCCAGGAUGCGGAGAUACGGACGGUUCCAGUCAAAGCGGCAUUAUCCACCUCAUGUCUUCUGUGGAUAGAACAUGCUUACCGGCUGCUGUUGCCUAUGCUCGACAUGGUGCCAUACGCCACAGGUCGCCUUCCCCAUUUGAACUGCGCGAAGGGCGAAGUGUCGGGAAACGGCGGAAGGUCGUACUUCGCUGUUCCGCACCAAGUCGCUCAGGCUGUAUCGGAACGACAUGCCGGAGAGCAAUUGAAUCCAGACAAUGAAGAUACAUUCGACACCUGAUCACUUCGCUUCGCACCCUUCACUUCCGGGUCGACUGGAAGACUGUCGAGACCAGGGCCAGUGAUGGUAUUGUGAGACGCGCGCCCGUCCGCCCAUAAAGCUUGCCGUUCCAAGCAUCCUCAACGGUCAGAAUCUGGAGCCCGGCCGAGGGACCUUAGACGGCGUUCACUGGGAACCGCUUAGCCUAUUGGAUCUUUCGGGCAACGCGUUGGGCGCGGUUGCGAUGACCUCCUCAACUUGAUUGAUAACUGCUGGACUGAUGCAGGGGAGGACUGGUUGCAGACUCAC